This is a messenger RNA of Cucumis sativus (cucumber), 859 nucleotides long. RefSeq names its product homeobox-leucine zipper protein HOX3. The record is from RefSeq and is a predicted model, not a curated record. NCBI's taxonomy places the organism in Eukaryota, Viridiplantae, Streptophyta, Magnoliopsida, Cucurbitales, Cucurbitaceae. Gene Ontology annotation, biological process: regulation of DNA-templated transcription. Gene Ontology annotation, molecular function: DNA-binding transcription factor activity, RNA polymerase II-specific; sequence-specific DNA binding. The coding region runs from base 145 to 753 and encodes 202 amino acids. The transcript is spliced from 4 exons.
AAAUUUCAUCAUCCAUUUCUCUCUCUCCCUCUCUCUUUUUUGCCUCUCUACUUUACCUUUCUAUCUCUCUCUCAAAUAUUACAAAUAAAACCUUCAAUUCUUCUUCUCUCUUGUUUUUAAUUUCCAUACCUUGAAUUCAUUCUUAUGGCAAUUUUACCCACCAGCACUUCAAGAUUGGACCUCUCCAUCUCUGUACCAGGCUUCAAUUCAUUUUCAUCAGCACUCCCUCCAUCUGGGAGAGAUUUGGACAUGAACAAAGCUCCAGAUGAAGAGGAAUGGAUGAUGGGAACUAUGGAAGAAGAUGAAGAAAUUAAUAACAAUGGAAGCAAUAAUCCAAGGAAGAAACUACGUUUAACAAAGGAACAAUCACAUCUUCUUGAACAAAGCUUUAGACAAAACCAUACCUUAAACCCAAAACAGAAGGAGACUUUGGCAGAAGUGUUGAAGUUGAAACCAAGGCAGAUUGAAGUUUGGUUUCAGAAUCGAAGGGCCAGAUGGUAUGAAAUGAUUAGGAGCAAGUUAAAACAAACGGAGAUGGAAUGUGAGUAUCUAAAGAGAUGGUUCGGGCUAUUAACAGAACAAAACAAGAGACUACAAAAGGAGGUGGAGGAGCUAAGAGCAAUGAAGGUGGCGCCCCCGACGGUGAUUUCACCGCACAGCUCCGAGCCGCUGCCGGCGUCGAAUCUCACAAUGUGCCCACGCUGUGAGCGCGUGACAACCACCACCCUCGACAAGACCCGGAUCGUCGUUUAAGUUGGUCGGCCGCUGCUCCCCCGCGUCCCUUUCCUUUUUUUUUCAACUCAUGCGGAAUCAUCACUCCAUCUUAAUUAAUCAAAAUCAAUCUUAUUAAUCUCUUUUC